This is a messenger RNA of Anoplophora glabripennis (Asian longhorned beetle), 3206 nucleotides long. Its product is annotated as GPI ethanolamine phosphate transferase 1. Gene Ontology annotation, molecular function: flavin adenine dinucleotide binding; NADP binding; mannose-ethanolamine phosphotransferase activity. Gene Ontology annotation, cellular component: endoplasmic reticulum membrane. The coding region runs from base 374 to 3037 and encodes 887 amino acids. Gene Ontology annotation, biological process: GPI anchor biosynthetic process. NCBI's taxonomy places the organism in Eukaryota, Metazoa, Arthropoda, Insecta, Coleoptera, Cerambycidae. The record is from RefSeq and is a predicted model, not a curated record. The transcript is spliced from 3 exons.
UUGUAUUGUGAUGUUGUAUUUGUUAUCUGUAUCAAUUUUUACUUUUACUUUGUAGGUUAAGUUUAAUCAUAAUGUAGUGUUCUUAAACAUUUUAUUAUUGAAUUUAUCAUAACGAAUCUAUAGCUUAUUAAGGAAAGGUCUAUGGUUUUUGUAAAACAAGGCGUGACAUUGUCAGAAACAUGAAAUUCUGAAGAUAUUUUUAUGAGGCAAAGGAAAACUUUAAACAACUAUAAAUGGAACCGUUAAAGAAAUUUGUAGCAAGAGGUCACUUUUAUUUCAGUAAAGUCACUGGAAUUUUUUGGAAAAUAUUAAACCUAUCGGAAUGACUCAGUAGGUACAUUUAGAAAUAUAGAAGAAGCUCUUCUGCUAGAACAUGGACCCGAAACAAAAUAACAAAUCCAAAAUAAUAAUUUUGGGUCUUCUGGUACAUAUUUUGCUGCUGCUUGCGGUAUUCGAUGUGUAUUUCUCCAGUCCCCUCGAUCACGGUAUGACUCCAUUGAAAUCUACGGAUAGUCCACCAGCCAAGAGAUUAGUUCUCUUCGUAGCUGAUGGACUACGUGCCGAAGCAGUGUAUCAGAAAGAAGAGGAUAUUCGAAUACCAUUUCUAUCCCAAAUAAAAAAAACGGGAUCGUGGGGAGUAGCUCACACCAGAGUACCUACGGAAUCCAGACCGGGUCACGUAGCAAUUCUCGCAGGAAUAUACGAAGAUCCUAGUGCAAUUUUAAAAGGUUGGAAGGUAAACCCGGUGUACUUUAAUUCGGUUAUCAGUGAAAGCUCUAAUGCUUGGUGUUGGGGCAGUCCUGAUAUAAUCAAUCUAUUUAAUAGAGACCAUUCUCAAACGGUACAUUUAUAUGCGUAUAGUUCAGAAAUAGAAGACUUUGGUAAAAAUAAUACCGGACUUUUAGAUACUUGGGUCUAUAAUAAAGUUGAACAUUUUUUAAAAGAAAAAGUAGAAAUGUGUAGUGAUCUAAACUGUGAUAAAUAUUAUGGUGGAGGAAACUUAUUUUUCUUGCACCUUCUUGGAAUUGAUACAGCCGGACAUGGAUAUAAACCUCAUUCCAAAGAAUACGUGAGUAAUAUAAGAUUGGUAGAUGAAAUUGCGAGAAAUAUUACUGAACUGUUCAAAACUACGUUCAAAGACGAUUCUACUGCUUUUGUUUUCACUGCUGAUCAUGGUAUGACGGAUUGGGGUUCACAUGGGUCGGGAUCAGGACAUGAGACUGAGGUGCCUAUCAUAGCAUGGGGUGCUGGCAUUAACAAAAGUGGAAGAAGGCAAGAUAUAAAUCAAAUUGACGUAGCUCCACUACUGUCUUCUUUAAUCGGUAUUAAUAUACCAAUCAACUCGUUAGGAAUAUUACCAAGUAAUUAUUUAGAUAUGCAAGAAUCAGAUUUAUCGAAAGUUUUGUUGUCUAAUACGUUACAGUUGUUAAAUACAUUUAAUGUUAAAAGGCUCAGGACAGAAAGUAAUGCAAUUCUUUAUAUACCUUUUGAAGGACUUACAACUCAUUCUAUCGAUACAAAAUUGGUCGAUUUUGGUAAAUUAAAGAAUAAUCAACAGUACAAAAAACUAAUGAAGGAAUGCAUGAACUUUAUGCACUUGUUAAUUCAGGGUAUCAAUUAUUAUCAUAACUAUUAUCAGUAUCCUAUUCUUAUUUCUGUUAGUCUUGGUUUUCUGGAAUGGAUAGUAUUUCUUUCAGUUUCAGUAAUGUUCUCUAAUAAUCCAAGUACUUCCCCAAAGGCAUCCAGCCCCUCGUUAUUUGCUGUAUCUAUUUUGAUCGUAAUACUGUUGUGUUUCAAACAAAAAUUCCCUAUAACUUACUAUCUUUAUUUUGUUUUCCCCGUUAUAAUGUUUUUUAUGAUAGAGAAUUUAAAUAUUCGACAUGUAGGAGGCUUACCUAAUGUCUCUCUAAAGCAAGUCAUUACAAAUGUUAUAUUUUAUUUAAUCGGAAUUGAAUUACUAGCAUAUGGAUUUUUCGAUAGGUUAGCUUUCACUAUUUUAUUGUUAUUAGUUGGAAUAUGGACAUUCCUAUCAGACAGUUUAAAUCGAAGUACAAGUAAUAAAGAAAAGUGCGUAUGGACUGCUUGUAGUUUCAUUUUGGCAGUUUUUCCUUCAUUGCCUGUUAUGAAAACAGAAUUUAACGUACCUGUUUAUGUAUGUGGCACUCUUGGCUGGAUUUUGUUAUUUAGGGAAAUGUAUCUAAAUAAAAUAAAAAUUUAUUACUCCGGGGAAAUUGGUACAACCCAAUAUAAACCAUUUUAUAUACAAUUUUUUUGCUUAAUUUUGGCAGCUAUUUAUGUCCUUUUAUUAGAAAAUAAGGUAAUUUCAAAUGAUUCAAACAUCAAAUAUAUUUCAUGGUUAAUUCUGGUAAUACCAAUACUUAUGGUACCUUUAACCAGUACCUUCAUUGCAGUCAGAUUAAUUGCUACAUUCUUCGCAUUCGCUCCGUUUUAUCUACUUGUGUCUCCAAAUUACGAGGUACUGUUUUCAGUUUUCUAUGUGGCGUUAUUAUGCACUUGGUUGCUAAUAGAGUCGAAAUCAUUCCAAUUUGGAAAUGUUUCCAAUAUUGUCUAUUACGUAAAAUUCGAGAAUUAUAAAAGUAAAAAUAAAAUUAGCCCCGACAUUUUCAGAAGAGCCUUUUUGUUUAUGGUAUUCAUAUUUUUAGGUUUUUUUGGGACUGGAAAUAUCGCAAGUUUAAAUUCCUUCGAUCCCAUGUGGGUUCGAGCAUUUUUGACUGUAUUCAGCCCCUUCAAGAUGACAGGGUUAAUUCUUUUAAAACUUAUGGUGCCAUUUAUAUUUACCUGUUGCAUUUUCAGAGCUAUAAAUUCCGUAGGUAAAGAAAAUGUGCUAAAUACGUUUUGCAUUAUUUUAAUUUUCUCAGAUCUCAUGGUGCUUCAGUUUCUGUAUUUGAUAACAAAUGAAGGAUCCUGGUUAGAAAUAGGAACGAGUUUGUCACAUUUCAUUAUAAUGGAAGCGUUUGUCACCAUAUUGCUCCUUCUCUAUGGAUUAGCCCAUGUAUUAACAACAGUAACUUAUUAAUUUUUUUGGAAGUACAUGUGAUGUAUAUUUUUCCUUUUUUGAUGACUGUUAGUAUUUAGUAUUUUAUUGUGAUAAUAAGAUAAGAGAAACAUUUCUUAAAUAUAUAUCUCUAUCAUAAUUACUAUUGUAGCAAAUGUUUACUAGAUACUUUUAUGAUACAAAGUGUUGU